Molecule: messenger RNA, 1581 nt
Organism: Fusarium subglutinans
Lineage: Eukaryota; Fungi; Ascomycota; Sordariomycetes; Hypocreales; Nectriaceae
Product: L-ascorbate oxidase
Exons: 4
Coding region: 1-1581 (526 amino acids)
Molecular function (GO): oxidoreductase activity; copper ion binding
Source: RefSeq, a predicted model, not a curated record
AUGUUCGCUCACGAUGAAGAAGCUGAUGCUCUGCUUGAGGAGUUUGAACUGAGAGAGGAGGUCAAGGUGCAUGAUCGAACCCCGCCUUCGCUAUGUUGCACGUGCGGUUGGAGAUGUUUAGCAGCUCUUAUCGUGGUCGCACUAUUAUCGGCAAUCGGGGUUGUAGUGGUAUCAUUUCAGGGUUCGUUAAGCAACCGGUUGACCGAUGAUGCUACCGGCUAUCUUGGGUACCGACUCCAUCCUGAAGAUCACGCAAGACGCCCCCCAACAACACUCACGUUGAACUGGACUAUCACAACUGGGACUAGAUCACCGGAUGGAGUAGAAAAGAGAGUAUAUCUUGUCAAUGAUGAGUUUCCAGGACCCCUCAUUGAGGCCCGAUCUGGCGACCGACUUGUGAUUCAUGUUGACAACGGCCUUCAGGAUGAAGGCUUGUCUCUUCAUUGGCACGGCCUGCAUAUGAAAGACCAGAACAGUAUGGAUGGUGCUGUUGGGUUUACACAAUGCCCUAUCGCUCCCAGCAGAAGUUUCACCUACAACUUCACCAUUGGCGCUGAAGAACGUGGGACCUUCUGGUGGCAUUCGCAUUCCGAUGUUCAACGUGCCGACGGCUUAUGGGGAGGUCUGGUCGUCCACUCGCCAGACGAGGUUGAAGUACCACCAGAAGAUUACUUGCUCAUGAUCGGCGAUUGGUUCCACCGAAACCAAACGGAAGUGCUAGGCUGGUAUGCUGAUGCAAGUAGCCGAGGGAAUGAACCGGUCCCAGAUUCGUUGCUGGUCAAUGGACAAGGACGCUUCAACUGCUCCAUGGCUGUUCCUGCGCGACCAGUGUCUUGCUCCCAGGUCCAGUUGAAUGACCUCAAGCCCCUCAUGAUUUCAGGGAGCCAGAAGAAGGCCAGACUUAGAAUUGUCAACACAGGCUCAGUCGCAGGCCUUUCCUUGAAUGUUGGUGGGGCAAUCACUAGACCAGUUCGCGUGGAUGGAGGCUUCGCUGUCAAAGCUAAAGCUACUGAAACAGUCGGUGUUCUCUAUCCUGGUGAGAGAGUUGACCUCGAGGUUGAGUGGAAGGGGGAUCACGCGAGAGAGCAUUGGCUUACCAUUUACCUGGAUGACGAGAACUUUGGCUAUCCCAACCCAGCACUGAACCCAACUCAAAGCUUCCCUAUGUUCACUUCAAGCACAAAGGGAUCAUUCAAUGAACCUGUUCCUCAAUCGUUGGAACAAGAGGAGAUCCAGGCCCUUGACUCGCAGAAUCUCAAAGCUGCAACCAGGGUAUCGGAUCUCCCAGCAAAGGCAGAACAGACUAUUCUUCUUUACGCCAAGGUUGAGAAGCUGGCGCACUUGGACUAUGCACCAGUCGGAUUCAUCAACCAUACAUCCUGGACGCCACAAUCUCCACCUCUACUGGCUCAAAAUCGGACCUCAUGGGACGGGAACCAACUCAUCCCAUUUAUCGAAAUAUCGAGCAGCAAGCCGAAAAGAGUCGAUAUUAUCAUCAACAACUUAGACGAUGAAAUCCAGGUCGCGGGAGCUGGGGCAGUUACAAUCCGUACACAGACGAGGCGCCACCAAACGGCUUGA